Molecule: messenger RNA, 1910 nt
Organism: Sesamum indicum (sesame)
Lineage: Eukaryota; Viridiplantae; Streptophyta; Magnoliopsida; Lamiales; Pedaliaceae
Source: RefSeq, a predicted model, not a curated record
GUUGGUUUGUCUUAACCUCUUGAAAUGCGCCAUGUGAUCUUGCGUAGCAACUCGCUCUUCAAUUUAACUUCCGCCCAAAGCCACCGGGAAAUCACAUCAACCCGGCAUCACAUCGCCGGAAACUGACGUCUCCGGGCGGAGAAAACCGUGAAGAUCACUAUGACUAGCGUGCAUAAUAGCGCGGAAACUCUGAAUGCUGCAGCAACUGCCAUAGUUACAGCUGAAAACAGAGCACAACCGUCUACAGUUCAGAAGAGAAGAUGGGGAAGCUGCUGGAGUCUUUACUGGUGUUUCGGUUCUUACAAGCACAGUAAACGAAUUGGUCAUGCUGUUCUUAUUUCUGAACCCACUGCACAAGUUGCUGUAGCUCCGGUUGUGGAAAACCUUAACCGUUCUGCCACUCUCAUGUUGCCAUUCAUAGCCCCUCCCUCUUCUCCAGCUUCUUUUCUCCAAUCAGAUCCGCCGUCUGCCACUCAAUCAGCGGCUGGUUUAGUUUCACUUGCAGCCCUUUCAGUCCACACGUACUCCCCAGGUGGGACUGCACCCAUUUUUACUAUUGGCCCCUAUGCAUAUGAGACUCAAUUAGUUUCACCACCCGUGUUUUCCGCUUUCACCACCGAACCAUCAACUGCUUCUUUCACUCCACCUCCUGAGCCUGUGCAAAUGACAACCCCUUCUUCACCAGAGGUGCCGUUUGCUCAGCUUUUGUCCUCAUCAUUAGCUAGAAAUCGGAGAAACAGUGGGAAUAUGAAAUCCUCAUUGUCCCAGUAUGAAUUCCUAGCUUAUGAAUCACCAGGCUCAGCACUUUCAUCUUCUGGAACCUCUUCACCGUUCCCUGAUAAAUGGCCUGUUGUUGAAAUUCGCAGAGGGGAGGCUCCCAUAUUCAUUGGCUACGAACACUUCUUUAAUCAUAAGUGGGGUUCAAGAGUUGGUUCUGGAUCAUUGACACCAAACGGUAGGGGAUCCAGGCUAGGCUCUGGAGCUUUGACACCAAAUGGUGGGCUUUCAAGGCUAGGUUCUGGAGCUUUGACACCAAAUGGUGGGCUUUCAAGGCUAGGUUCUGGAGCUUUGACACCUAACGGAGGAGAACCACCAUCUCGAGACUGUAACCUUCUGGGGAACCCAAUUUCUGAAGUGGUAUCACUUGCAAACUCAGGCAAUGAAUUGCAAAACUGUGAUGCUGUUGUUGAUCAUAGAGUUUCGUUUGAAUUGAGUGGCGAAGACAUUCCAACUUGUGUUGUUAGUGAAACAGUCCCUUCACCUAAAAUGGAAUCAAGAGAUCUACAGGAGGCAACAGCAGAAGUCACGAAUCAUAGCGACUUCAUGGCAAAGGUCUCUGAAACCUAUAGAAAACUUAGUAAUGGGGAGACUAUGCAUGAAAACCAUACCAUCUCACUGGGUUCAAGCAGAGAUUUCAACUUCAACAAUGCAGAUGGAGAACUCUCAGCCAGAAUUGCCGUCGACUGUGAGUGGUGGACCAAUGACGACGUUGUCGGGAAAGAAUUAGCCCCUCGAAACAACUGGACUUUCUUUCCAAUGCUGCAAUCGGGGGUCAGCUGAUGUCAAAUAUGUUCACAUCCCUCAAUCAAGGUUAGAAACUUGAAACAAACUUGAGACACUUGUACUAUUUUGGAUAGAGAUUUUGCGAUAUUGUUAAUUAGUCUCGUUAGUCGAUUGUCCACUACGGACAAGAAGUUGUGUAAGAUUUUAAAAUUCCUGGAUUACUAUAGAUCAAAAGGGACCAUAUAAUGUAAAUCUUUCACUUCCACACUCAUUUUCCCACCCCAAAUACAGCCAGACCAACAAUCUUCUUUUUUAGUACAGCGUUUCAGGUUACAUAUGAUGUCUGCAGAAUAGAACUGAGGAAGGUAUCUAUCUUAUGGAGCAUAAAUGAAAUGGAUUUUGUCUUA